This is a messenger RNA of Chlorella variabilis, 714 nucleotides long. RefSeq lists its product as hypothetical. The record is from RefSeq and is a predicted model, not a curated record. The coding region runs from base 1 to 714 and encodes 237 amino acids. Lineage: Eukaryota; Viridiplantae; Chlorophyta; Trebouxiophyceae; Chlorellales; Chlorellaceae. The transcript has 9 exons.
AUGCCUGUCAUUCCGUCCAUUUACUCUGCCGUCCGAUACCCUGCACCAGACCUCCUGGUGACGCCCGCUUGCACCUUGCAGGCCAUGAUGAAGCCCUUCCCGGUGGCUGUCGCCAUCCUGCUCUGCCUGGCAGUUUGUGCCGAGGCCCACUUCGGCCGUGACAUGCUGGCCGCUUGCAACCCCCAGACCCAGCUGAAGUGCGGCAAGAAGUGCGUGAACUUCAAGAAGGACCCUAAGAACUGCGGCGCAUGCAACGAGAAGUGCAAGAAGACCUUUGCCUGCAUCAAUGCCGGCUGCUCCUGCCCGCCCUGGAGGCCCCAGCUUUGCACUGACACCUGCAUCAGCGUCCAGACCGACCCCUUCAACUGUGGCUACUGCGGCAACAUCUGCCCAAGUGGCAAGUGCGUCAAGGGGGCCUGCGUUGGCGGCGACGAUGCCUGCGGCCCCUACUCCCGCCGCUGCGCCGGCAAGUGCCGCAAUGUCAUGACUGACAGCAAGUACUGUGGCAACUGCGACACCAAGUGCUCUGGCGGCACCAUCUGCAAGGGCGGCGGCUGCGUUUGCCCCCCCCAGAAGCCGAACAUGUGCUCCUACAAGUGCACCAACAAGAUGAUCGAUCCUCUGAACUGCGAGUGGUGCGGCCACGACUGCACCCAGAAGGGCAAGUUCCCCAACGCCAAGUGUAUCCAGGGCGAGUGCUUCGCCUCAGGCUGA